ACUUGACGCAAGUGACCGCCAGAGGCCCAGAGGUGUUGCUUAAUAAUAUGUCUGCCCCCAUGAAUACUCACCGGUAAAUCACCGCCAGUAAAUGCGAUGCUCCGAAUGUGCCAUUGGUGCUCCACGUUACUAUCUACAGGUUGUCCACAGUGAACUUUGUUGAUGUUCUGACAAAUCAGCAACAUGGAGCAGUUUCUCAACACUGCAGACCAGAAACCCGAUCACGUCAAACGAACGAGUCUCAUCGGCAAGCUCGCUCUGCUUGCUUCUGGAGCAGGUGCAUUUGGCAUCUGCGCUGUUGCACUCCCAUUCAUAUCGCCGGCUUUUAGAAGAAUAUGCUUGCCUUACGUGCCUGCCACGGACACACAAAUCAGGAACAUUGCGUCCGUGCUACGGAAACGCCAGACGAAGGUCAACAUUGUGGACUUGGGAAGCGGGGACGGCAGGGUCGUUUUCGAGGCAGCGAAACUUGGUUUCUCCUCGGCUGUGGGUGUCGAACUAAAUCCCUGGCUCGUCGUAUAUUCCAGGGUUCGGUCGUUGUUGCACAAAAGGAACGCUCAAUUUAUACGCUCAGAUUUAUGGAGGUUUUCUUUGAGUCCCUUUAGUAACGUAGUGAUAUUCGGCGUGGAAGAAAUGAUGUCCGACCUUGAGAAAAAGUUUUGUGCAGAACUUCGCCCCGGAAGCUGGGUAGUUGCCUGCCGUUUCCCAGUGCCCGGCCUGAAGCCGAUUUUAACCGAGGGGACUGGUAUCGAUACGGUCUGGGUGUACGAGAUGCAGUGAAGUGAGCAUCUAAUGUAGUAUUAAAUCGUGAUAUGUGCGUC
This is a messenger RNA of Ornithodoros turicata, 821 nucleotides long. Its product is annotated as ATP synthase subunit C lysine N-methyltransferase-like. The record is from RefSeq and is a predicted model, not a curated record. Gene Ontology annotation, molecular function: protein-lysine N-methyltransferase activity. The transcript has a single exon. Gene Ontology annotation, biological process: positive regulation of proton-transporting ATP synthase activity, rotational mechanism; peptidyl-lysine trimethylation; regulation of mitochondrial ATP synthesis coupled proton transport. Bases 184 to 780 code for a protein of 198 amino acids. Lineage: Eukaryota; Metazoa; Arthropoda; Arachnida; Ixodida; Argasidae. Gene Ontology annotation, cellular component: mitochondrion.